UGCGUCAAAGGGUAGAGGACAUUUCUUAUCAGAUGGAUGAUCUGGAGCAGUACUCUAGACGUAACACUGUUGAGAUCUACGGAGUUCCAUCGGUAGCUGAUGAGGAUGUCGCUGAAGUUGUUCUUCAGGUGUGUAAAACACUGAAUAUGGACGUCAACAAGGACUCUAUUGAUGCGUGUCAUCGUCUCCGAAAAAGAGAGAAUCGACCAACUGCAGGAAUCGCGGUCCGUUUUGUGCGCAGGAGCGAUGUUGAAACCCUUCCUCAGAGAAGAAAAAUGAAAGGUGAUCUGAACACUCAACAUAUGGGCUUCAUCGGUGACGCUAAGCCGGUGUAUAUUAACAGGUCCUCGACAGCCAAAAUGAGGUUACUGUUUGCUAGGUGCGAAAAAGGUACAGCGAGCAAAAGGGUUUAAAUUCGUCUGGAUCGAUAUGACAGGUAAUGUGAAGAUGAA
Messenger RNA from Nilaparvata lugens (brown planthopper), 452 nucleotides. RefSeq lists its product as uncharacterized. Bases 33 to 413 code for a protein of 126 amino acids. The record is from RefSeq and is a predicted model, not a curated record. Lineage: Eukaryota; Metazoa; Arthropoda; Insecta; Hemiptera; Delphacidae. The transcript is spliced from 2 exons.